GACGCAAUAACAGGAGACCGCAACAGCAAGGCACCGCAAAACAACUCACCGAGAAACACCACAGCAAAGAUAAGUCCCCGGGUACGAGAAGGAGAAGCCGCUCCAGUUGGAUUCCACGCCAUUCCAUUCUUCCUUCCCACGCGUCUUCGAUUUCGUCGCGGAGGCUUCUCUCGUCGGGAGGCGUCGGUCUACUCCUGCCCGCUCUCUACUGGUGCUGGACUGCCGUGGGGUGGAGAUCCAUCUGGGCUUGGAUCGAACUCUUCUUCAAUUUAUUGCUAGCGAAAAUGAGUGACAACCUGAUGGACAAGGUUAGCGCUUUCGGCGAGCGCCUGAAGAUCACGGGGACGGAGGUCAGCAAGAAGAUGACAGCUGGCAUGAGCUCCAUGAGCGGCAAGAUGAAGGAGUUGUUCCAGGGUCAGACUCCGGCGGACAAGAUUGUCGAGGAUGCCACCUCAGAGAAUUUGGAGGGACCUGAUUGGAACUCAAACUUGGAGAUUUGCGACUUGAUCAACACGGAGAAGGUCAACAGUGUUGACCUCAUCCGUGGGAUCAAGAAGCGGAUCAUGCUAAAAGAUGCUAGGAUCCAGUACCUUGCCUUGGUCCUUCUAGAGACUAUUGUGAAAAACUGCGAGAAGGCCUUCUCAGAGGUUGCGGCCGAGCGGGUUCUUGAUGAGAUGGUCAAGUUGAUUGAUGACCCUCAGACGGUGGUGAAUAACAGGAACAAGACCCUUAUGCUGAUUGAAGCGUGGGGAGAGUCUGGUGAUGAGCUCCGCUACCUGCCAGUCUAUGAGGAAACCUACAAGAGCUUGAAAUCAAGAGGAAUCCGGUUUCCUGGACGUGAUAAUGAGAGCUUGGCCCCCAUAUUUACUCCACCACGUUCGGUUGCUGAAGCUGAAGUCGAUGCAAGCUUGCCCCAACAGGCAUUUGAAGAUGUGCAUGUGCAUACAUAUACUGCUGAAGAAACAAAAGAAGCUUUUGAUGUAGCUCGUAACAGCAUAGAACUUCUUUCAACUGUCCUUUCCUCUUCCCCUCAGCAGGAUGCUUUGCAGGAUGACUUGACAGCCACUCUUGUUCAACAAUGCUACCAAUCUCAGCACACUAUCCAGAGAAUCAUUGAGACGGUUGGAGACAAUGAAGCUGUGCUCUUUGAGGCCUUGAGUGUGAACGAUGAGAUCCAGAAAGUGAUAUCCAAAUACGAAGAGAUGAAGGAACCCAGGGCCUCGGAGCAUACGGAGCAACAACGGCCAGUGGUUAUACCGAUUGCCACAGAACAUGAAGAUUCCACUGCUGUUGGCAAUGAAGAUGCCCUGGUCAGAAAACCAGCUGCUGCUCGAGCAAGGUCAGGUGGAGAUGAUGAUAUCCUUGAUGAUCUCGACGAGAUGAUAUUUGGCAAGAAGGGAGGAAGCAGUUCACAGGAAGGGCCAAAAAAGCAGGAUCCGAAGAAAGAUGACCUGAUCAGCUUUUAAAUACCUUCCCAGUCCUGAGUUCCUUGCGGAUUCAGAAGAUACUUCCACGGCUCUUCAUGGCUUGAGCUGUUAUGGUGCUGAAUGAUGUCUGUAUUCGGACGGUAGAACCGUAGAAGAUUGCACAUUCGUUAGGAUUUGGGUCGCUUGUUUAUACAUGUGCCCUUUUACAGUUCGUUCAGUUGUUAAGUUGCUGCACUUUGUCAUCUUCUGGUUUCAUGGACCCAUCACCCAUGAAUGUAUUUGAUGGUGAAUUGUGCCUCGAUGGAAAGAUAUGUUCGGUGUGUGCCUGAA
Molecule: messenger RNA, 1757 nt
Organism: Phragmites australis (common reed)
Lineage: Eukaryota; Viridiplantae; Streptophyta; Magnoliopsida; Poales; Poaceae
Product: TOM1-like protein 1
Exons: 5
Coding region: 285-1466 (393 amino acids)
Biological process (GO): protein transport to vacuole involved in ubiquitin-dependent protein catabolic process via the multivesicular body sorting pathway
Molecular function (GO): ubiquitin binding; phosphatidylinositol binding
Source: RefSeq, a predicted model, not a curated record